Messenger RNA from Gallus gallus (chicken), 4438 nucleotides. RefSeq names its product four and a half LIM domains 2 (gene FHL2). Gene Ontology annotation, biological process: negative regulation of transcription by RNA polymerase II; negative regulation of calcineurin-NFAT signaling cascade. The transcript has 7 exons. Gene Ontology annotation, cellular component: Z disc; nucleus. Bases 2874 to 3713 code for a protein of 279 amino acids. The record is from RefSeq and is a predicted model, not a curated record. NCBI's taxonomy places the organism in Eukaryota, Metazoa, Chordata, Aves, Galliformes, Phasianidae. Gene Ontology annotation, molecular function: transcription coregulator activity; transcription factor binding.
AUCCUUCGCGCGCUCACAAACAGAGGCACCACCGAGCUGCAGCAAGCCCUAAAGAAGAGUGGAAGUGUUUGGUGGAGUGCACUCACCACAUCGUGGGAUGAGGAAAGGAGCUGCCUGGUAACUCUCCCUCUUUCCUUUCCAGCUCCGUGUAGGCUUGAUGCUGAGCCUCAGGACCAACAGUGAGUCCACAGCCCCACAGGGGGGUUAUAAAUCUGGGUUAUAAAUCAGCAGAGAUUCUUCUGCCUUUAGGGACUAAAAGAUUUUUGGAUAAAUCAGACAAAAAUAAUCUUAUCUUCCCAGAGUCAACCCAUGGCCUGCAACAGUUAUGCUAAACAAUUUCAGCUAGAGCCAGCAUGUAUUUUUAACUUGUAAUGGGGAAAACACUGUAGUGUGUUCCAGCAGUACACAUCAAAUAAUCUUUGGCAGAGCUGCUGCCUUGGCAGAUAUGGACAGAUAGGGAAGUGAAUAUGAUGGAAAUAGAAAAAAAAAUCAAAUAACAUAUUCAAAAUAUUUAAUUUCUUUUGGAAAGGCCUGGAAAUGAAUGACUCAAAUAGUCCAAAUCUAAUCACCUUCAGGGCUUGUUUUUCUUCUUUACACACUUCAUGCGCUUCUAGAUGAGUGCUGAGCUAAGAACUGUAGCUCACAUUGAAAGUAACACAUUGUCGUCAUUGUGAAAUAAUUUAAUGUAAAAGAAAGAAAGAUUAUUACUGUUGCUAUUCUGCAUUAAUCGAUCCUUUGUACAUUUUGCAACAACUCAUGCAAGACUGUGGCUCUCCUGAGCCCUGUAUUUACAGAUAAGGAAACUAAAGACCAGAAAGAUGCACUGUCUUGUCUGAGGGCAUCAGAUAAGCCAGUGAUAGGAGUGGAUACCCAGCCAGCAGCCCUCCCAAGACAGGUGUGCAGCCCUAUGGAAGCUUAAGGGCUCACUGAAAGUCGCUCACUGUCUGGUUUAACUCAUCUGCCAGUGCCAGUGCCAAUGUAAGGGAGUAGCCAGCAACACGUGGCUGGGGAGUGCAGCAGCUUUGAAUUAGAGGAGCUUUAAUUACCAUGGAAUCAAACUUCACAGUCCCAUACAUCCGUGGUUGGUCCUCUGUGCUUUGAAAAUACUAUUAUAAGGGCCACAGCAUCAGACAGACCCAUGGUCAUUGUUGGAUACCAGAAUAACUGAUAUCUGCAGAGAAGAACUAGAAAUGGCCCUUUCUUGUACUUUUAUUCUAUCUGUGCUUUUGGUAGAUUUUGAGUAGAGCUGAGACUGACUUGUGUUUAAUUCCCAUUCAAAAUCUAACUGCCAUUCAGGUAUGCAAGAAGACAGUGAGUGCAAGUCAGGGUUCUGGUGUGUGAUUUUUGUUGUUUGUGUGUGUCUGUUGUUGUUUGUUUGUUUGUUUCAGGAGAAACCCAUAGCAAACUCAUCUCAGGCAGCACUUCUGUGCUAUGUGUGUGAUGGAGCACUGGCUCAGGCUGCCAGUGGCUGUGGGGUCUCCUCCUUGGAGAUCUCCAGCAGCCACCUGGCCAUGGCCCUGGGCAGUCUGCUCUGGGUGCCCUGCUGGAGACGGGGUGGGCCUGAGGGACCCAGAGGGCUCUUCCUCAGCCAUCCUGUGGUCCUGUGGUGGUCUGUGAUCUGUGUACCUGCACCAUGACCCAAGCACAAGCCAGGACAAACACAAAGGAUGCUGAACUACCUUGCAAACAACAGCAGGCGAACGAGCUUUACUUUUUUUAUCCUACUAGUUUCCUGAUGGUCGAUUUAAAGCACCUCCUCCCAUCAGGAACCAGUCAGGUGUUAUCUUGAAUGGCCUUCCCACUCUACCCCUCCACUGGCAGAGAGCAGGCACCCCCAUUGCUUCUGAUCCAAAUUCUUCCCUUUAGGAAGUUUCCCAGGACCCUCACUGUUUUGGUUAACAGAAUGUGUUUCUGCUAUAAUGGCUAAUAAAUGAAAGUGGAUUCUGCAGCAGAAAAAUUCAUUCCUGGUUAUAGGAGGAUUAAUGGCUCGCCCUCUCCUUAGCUUGUGCCCACUGGCAGGGCUCUCUGCUGGGUCCCAAGCAUGUGCUGAGGCAAUCUGCUCCCUUGGCUCACUCCUGCACAAGGGGCUUUUUGCCUUCAUUGACUUCCCAUGCUUUUUUCCCCCCACCUCAUUACGGGAAGACUCAGAAAGAAAGAAAGAAGGGAGGGGGGAAACAAGGCGCUCUGGAUGCUCACAAAGACAAGUCUGCAGACUUGCUCCUCAUAAAAAUACACACCUCUCCACCAAGGGAGAGGCAGCUUUUUUCACUCUUCUCUGGGCUGUCACAGAGGCAAAGCAGCCAAGCGACCGACCCUAACCAGAUGCUUUUAUUCUCUCAGCCAGGUGAAGAGAGGUACAAACGUUUGGCUUUGCAAACCCUUUCCUUCUGUAUAGCAAGACCCCUCAGCUUUAGCGGAGCUGUGUUAUUAAUAAGCAUCAGGGGUUUAAAGAAACAAAGGCUGGAGGAGGUGGGGGGAGGCAUAUUUUAGGAAGGGGGCCAACAAAGCCAAGAUGUUUAGGAGGAGGAAGUAUUGACACCCUUGGAAGAGAGCAAGUGCCGGGUGCCAGCUGCAGAGAGCCUACAAGAAUGAAUGUCUCCGAUGCUUUUGUCUCCUUAUAUGGUAAAAUGAUACCGAGGGGUUUCGCUGGGCUGGGGAAGGCAGCAGGCUGUUUCCACACCACGCUGCCUGCAGAGCUGAAAUGAGAAGAGCUGCUCUCAGCAGGCAGGAGAGAGCCUCGGCUGGCUGCACCUCGGCAAGCAGGCCAGUGUGCUCGUGGCACAGCUGUUAAUGGAUGUGACCCUCUGCCCCUGGUCCAGGAGGUGACACUAGCUGCCCGCCACUGCUCUGACAGCUGGACUCCAGGCAUCAACAUGACUGAGCGUUUCGACUGCCACUACUGCAAAGAGUCCCUGUUUGGUAAGAAGUACAUCCUGAGGGAGGACAGCCCCUACUGCGUGAAAUGCUAUGAAAACCUCUAUUCCAACACCUGUGAGGAAUGCAAGAAACCUAUUGGAGCUGACUGCAAGGAUCUGUCUUACAAGGACCGCCACUGGCAUGAAACCUGCUUCCACUGCUUCCAGUGCAAGAAUUCAUUGGUGGACAAGCCUUUUGCUGCAAAAGAGGAGCAUCUACUUUGUACUGAUUGCUACUCCAAUGAAUACUCUUCCAAAUGUAAUGAGUGCAAGAAGACUAUUAUGCCAGGUACUCGGAAGAUGGAAUACAAAGGCAACAGCUGGCACGAGACCUGCUUUAUCUGCUACCGCUGCCAGCAACCAAUUGGGACAAAGAGUUUCAUUCCUAAAGACAAUCAAAAUUUUUGUGUUCCCUGCUAUGAAAAGCAGUUUGCCAUGCAGUGCGUCCAGUGCAAGAAGGCUAUCACUACAGGAGGUGUGACUUACCGGGAGCAGCCUUGGCAUAAGGAGUGCUUUGUCUGUACUGGAUGCAAGAAGCAGUUGUCUGGACAACGCUUUACCUCCCGGGAUGAGUUUGCAUAUUGCCUGAGUUGCUUCUGCAAUCUCUAUGCCAAAAAGUGUGCUGGAUGCACAAACCCAAUCAGUGGUCUCGGAGGAACCAAGUACAUCUCAUUCGAAGAGCGGCAGUGGCACAAUGAUUGCUUUAAUUGUAAGAAGUGUUCUCUCUCAUUAGUAGGCCGUGGCUUCCUUACAGAAAGGGAUGACAUCCUCUGCCCUGAAUGUGGAAAGGAUAUCUAACGCUCAAAAUAAGAAACAGGAAAGGAAGAAUGCUGUGCUUGCAAUUUAUAGUCUGAAACACACAAAACUAGCUUUGCCCUUCUGUGUUUUGCUAUACUAUUAACAUCACUUCAGCUUCUUAUGAAUUUCAAACUCUGCAAGUAUAGAGGGAAAACAACCUUGGAAACUCUAGUAGCAGGGAUGGUGUUUAAGGUUUCUAUAGCUAACCAAAACUAAUGCAAAACCUGAGCUGUAAAGCCAUUUGGGUGUUACUGACAUAAUACACUUUUUUUCUCCACUAAAUAUUCCAGUUGAAGCAUUUGAUUUAAGUUAUAAGCAAGUGAUACAGUUCAAGGAUUACAGUGGCCACAGGCAAUAAAUUCAUAGAUGGAUAUUCAGGGUGAAGCCCCUAGCCUAUUGAAAUCAGUGGCAAACAGCAUUCAAUUUCAAUAAGGCUGUGGUCUCACCUCAGUGUUCUUGAGCUAUGUGACUAGUUUGUGCUGUCAAGUAUGUAGAAAGACUACAGACGUAGAGGGUGUUUUUUAAAGUGCAAGGACUUGUGCAAUGUCAAAGAGAUAAUGAUAAAACAGUUGAAGUGGGAGUGCUUCAUAACAGAUACACAUUUUAUUGCAUGACUAGCUGAUCAUUGUGUGAAGUACAGUUCUGAUUGACAGCGUCAGUAUUACAUUUAGUCAACAUUACACCGCACAUUGUAUUUUUAAAAAUAAAAGUCAUUUAAAACAAAA